Vigna umbellata (rice bean) is the source of this 933-nucleotide messenger RNA. RefSeq names its product DNA-directed RNA polymerase V subunit 5A-like. Gene Ontology annotation, molecular function: DNA binding. The record is from RefSeq and is a predicted model, not a curated record. Gene Ontology annotation, biological process: transcription by RNA polymerase II; tRNA transcription by RNA polymerase III; transcription elongation by RNA polymerase I. NCBI's taxonomy places the organism in Eukaryota, Viridiplantae, Streptophyta, Magnoliopsida, Fabales, Fabaceae.
AAAAGAAAAAUUUGAACAGAAGUGACUUUGAUUCACGGUAAGAGAGAGAUGGCAGCUGAGUACGGGUUCGAAUUGGCGAGAGUGGGAGGAGAAGGAGAAGAACAAGAAGAAGUGAAAGGGUGUUUGAGCAAGUUCAUCGAUGAUGUCAGCGUUGAAAGUCACAGAUACUACUUGUCUCGCAGAACCACUUUGGAAAUGCUCAGAGACAGAGGCUACUCCAUUCCCUCCAGCGAAAUCGACCUUUCUCUCUCUCAAUUCGGCCACAUGCAUGGUCAUUCCCCUGACCCUGACCGUCUCCGCCUCUCCCUCACUCACGCCACCAACCCUUCCAAAAGGAUUUUAGUCAUUUUCUGCGGGCCAGGUUCUGUGAAAGUUACUGCCAUUCGGAACAUUGCGGGGCAGAUUGUUAAUAGAGACACUUUGGGUGGUCUUAUAUUGAUAGUGGAGAAUCAUGUUACUAGCCAGGCCUUGAAAGCCGUUGAUCUUUUUCCCUUCAAGGUUGAAAUUUUCCAGAUCACAGAUUUGCUUGUUAAUAUUACAAAGCAUGUGUUGAAGCCAAAGCAUCAGGUGCUGACUGAUAGGCAGAAGAAAAAUCUCCUGAAGAAGUUCAAUAUAGAAGAAAAGCAGCUUCCCCGCAUGCUAAAGAGUGAUGCAAUUGCACGAUAUUAUGGACUUGAGAGGGGCCAAGUAGUUAAAGUUACCUAUAGUGGUGAAAUCACCCAGAUGCAUGUCACAUAUCGAUGUGUGUGGUGAUAGUUUCUUGUGCUCUUUUGUAUUUUUUCAGGUUGAAUUCGUAGUAUUUAACUGUUGUAUCAUGCUUAAGGUUAUGAUUGCAUAAGUUGAUCAAUCCUAACGCUCUGAAUCUGUACUCUGUAAAUUUGGUGAUGACAUUUCUCUCUCUUAACUUCUUGAAGAACAACCUGCAUUGAGCAA